Nematostella vectensis (starlet sea anemone) is the source of this 5144-nucleotide messenger RNA. RefSeq names its product tyramine receptor Ser-2. NCBI's taxonomy places the organism in Eukaryota, Metazoa, Cnidaria, Anthozoa, Actiniaria, Edwardsiidae. Gene Ontology annotation, biological process: adenylate cyclase-activating adrenergic receptor signaling pathway. The transcript has 2 exons. The record is from RefSeq and is a predicted model, not a curated record. Gene Ontology annotation, molecular function: G protein-coupled receptor activity. Bases 2745 to 3842 code for a protein of 365 amino acids. Gene Ontology annotation, cellular component: membrane.
UAACAGUAGUAAUUGCUGAUAACAAACAGAGCGGUGCACAACUAACAAUCUCCAGCCUGUGCUGUUUUUAUAUCCAUUUUCCACCACGCCUACGUAGACAGCCUACAGCCAGUUUGUACCUUGAAAUUACAGAAAAUCGCCACCAAGUUCUAGAUAAAUAAUCAAUGCCGUUUAUUAGUAUUUCAGCGUUUUCCCCUAAAAAUUCGUCGGGUUAUCUGUGGUGCAAAUCAAAACUUAGUUUCCAGGCUCCCCAUAGUGGAUGGAAAGAAUGACAUAUGCGGUUGUUUUGCCUGGGAUACUUGCGGUUGCGGCUCCCAGGUCUAUUCAUAGAUCCGACAUGUCAAUCACGCGCGCACGAAUAGCCAAUAAGGAAAGAGAUGAUGCAAUAACAGUCAUGUGGUCCCACAAAUGUCCCACAAAAAGUCGGCAAUCGACGGCUAAAAAGAUUGGUUUGAGAUAUUUUUCUGCGAAUCUGGACAAGCAAAUAAGCAUCUUCAGGUCAGCGUAGAAGGUGCUAGUCCUGUUUUCUUUGACCAGCCACUUUUAGUGUAGAGUUGGGACUCAAAUUGCAGAAAAACACGUAAAAUUUCUGCGAAGAAACGAAAAACAAAAAGCAAACAAACCACAUACAAGAACAGCGUAAAGUCGUCAUACCAUUAAAUUUGUGUUUGAUAUUAUCCUAUGUUUACUUCAAUAAUAUAUAAGAAUGAGACUGCCGUUUUGUUGCUGUAAAUUUUGAUGUUUGCCGAUAAAAGCGAAUUCGGCAUUCCCCAUUAAGAUCUACUUUUCCCCGCACUUGAAUCACUGCAAGUUGACAAAAAUAGCUUUAAAAGCACAUAAACACAUCACCGCUUUAUCUUAUCAUCUUAUCAUUCAACAACCAAACUUGUAGUUAUCUAUUUCUAUUCUUCUAUACAAGAUUUUCAGCAAGCUUGGACAGCAAAUCAAGUUUCCAUCAUGUUAGGUGACCAUGUUUUAUUUCCCAAGUCGCAGGAAAACCCCAAUUAACGUCUGUAUUUUAGAUAAAUCCGAGCAGGACUCACCGUCCUCAUCUGACAUGUACAUUUGGGUUGCACUUCGCUGGCUUCUAUUUGCUGUUUUCUGAUUGGAUAUCCGUGCGCGUGUCGGAUCUAUGAAUUCUGGAUGCGAUAUCUGUGCUUAUUUUUCUGCUUAGUUCUAAUUUGUCUAUUUACAUACCUGUCUGGGAUACCUGUGACUGUGCUGACUAUAUCCGGUUGGGUAGCUUUAAAAUCAAUUAAAUUAUCUAUAGACAAUUAAUAUAAAACUCUCAGUGAAGAACGUGUCUAAUUCCGUUGAGAUCUAACGUCAAUCCUCAAAGGUUGCGGAAAUGCAUAAAAAGUAUCUAAGAAGAUAAAUAUUUUGCAAUAACGCUUUAAACGAUGAUAAAUAAUUACGAUGAGGCUAUUUUAGUGUUUGUGAUGUGUCGUUCUCGUUGCUACGACAGUCAUCGAUUUUCGCCCACACCUUUAUUUUGUCAUCCCUUUUUAUGUCUGGGCUGUUGAAUUCAAUAAUACUCAUCUAUUUCUUUUCCCCAAGGCAGCUUUGAAUCCGGUUGUAAACUCUGAAAGUCCAUUUAGGCAAAACGCUUCUCAAUAUCUUUGACAAAGUCAACCUCUCUCGCUCCAAGAAUGAAAAUAGCAAUUCAGACGGACACUACCACAUUAACGGUGCAAACAUGACAACUCAAGAAAAAGCUCGCCAAACGAAGAGGUCUUCCGUUGUCUAUUGACGUAUUUGGUCUUACAGAAGAGUCGGGUUUGUUUACAAAACGAAGAAGACGAAACAGAGCGACAACAGAUUGGAUCAGAAACAGAGUUAAGACCAUCUGCUCGCGUUACUCGAAACUCAGUCAACAAAGAACAUUCGUAAACGGGUUUUGUAAAGUACGACAAUCUGCUUGGAAGCACUGUAAAAACAUCAUUACGAAUAGAAACGUGACCUAAGGCUUUUAAAACCAUUCAUUUUGACACUUGUCCUUAAGAAAGUGGUUAUUUACUCUGAACGGACACGAUCGCCAGCGUCAGACUCAUUUGCGUCUCAAAGCUCUGUGGAUGAUCCGUUAAUUCAAAUGCUGCUAUUUCACUAUGGAUUGCGUGCUCAGCGCGCGGUGAUAAUAUAUGGACGAUAUAUAGCCGAGCAAAUCGUUCUGACAGACUAAUACGCGAUUUGUAUGACCCAUUAGUGUUUGCUUGUGAAACCAUAUUAAAAGCUCUGAACAAGCUAAGUGGAUGGUUUCAAGAAAUAGAAAAACUUGUGACUCUAACACAGCAAGAAACCUAAAAGCGAGGAACUUAAAAGUGGCCUAAACUCAAGCAAGAAAUUAAAAGUUAUCCAGGAUGAAGUCUUUUUAAAUCUGAGCUGCGAGGGUAAGUGGACUUUUUUUAGAAAAACUGACAAACCUGAGACUUAAAAUCAAUCAAGAAACGACAAAUUUAUCAGGAAUAAACCUUGCAACAAAUUGUCACCAAACCGACAAUACUGAAAAAGCAUGAAAAACAAGGAGUGAAGGUAACAACAACAUAAAACAAGAGGUUUUGGCAAUUUGUACUAAAUAGCUUGGUUGUUGAAAAUUUAUCCUCCAAAUUAAUGGGUUAAAACAGGAAACCAGCACAACAAUACAAAAUUGUCCACCUUCGCCUCUAGCCAAGUGGUACUCGCGGAAAAUAAAUACAGCGAAGUGAAACGUGUAAUUAAAGCCAGAGGCAAACAAGAAAAAUCCUGAAAUGAAUUUAACGGUAAACACCACUGUAUCCCUUCUAGAACAAUUGAACCACUCGCCGAAUGAAAGUUUCAAGAUCAUCUGCAUACUAGCGUACAUAGUUAUCAUUAUCGCGGCCGGAGUUGGGAACGUUUUGGUAUGUGUUGCGUUCAGCAUGAGCCCAAUACUUCGGAAGUCACCUACGAACUAUUUCAUCCUAUCCCUUGCGGUCUCGGAUUUAAUCACUGCGACGCUAUGCGUCCCUUUUGACGUGGAUCAAACGAUCACCAACUGGAGGUGGAAUCACGGGUCGUUUGCUUGUAGCGUAUGGACCACGGUGUACCUCAUAGCUGUACCUUCCUCAAUUUUGAGCCUGUUAGCGGUCAGCGUAGAUCGCUAUAAGGCGCUUCGUGACCCGUUAAACCGGUUUCGCCAGACUCGGUUUAUGACGCGUAAGAAGGCAUGCAUCAUUAUUGGACUUCUUUGGACAUAUUCCCUGCUGUUUGCGAUCCUACCCGAGAUCGGGUGGAGAUUGUACGAGAACAAUGUUAUUGACAAUGUCUGCUACUUCAAUACCCCUCGUGAGUAUUCCAUAUUGAACUCUUUUCUGAACUUCGUUCUGCCCGUCCUUGUUAUGUGCGUUCUGUAUUUACAAAUCUACUUUAUUGCGAGAACCGUCAAAAGCACCCCCCGUCUCGUCAGCGAUAACUCGUUCAGUGAUUCCUCAGAUGAGUGUGAGCGCAGGAGGGUGCAGCGAUGCAUCAGGAAGAGAAUUAAGACGACCAAGAACAUUCUGUUGGUAGUUUGCACCUUUUUCUUCUGUUGGAUGCCAUUCACCUCCUUCAGUCUCGUCAGUAUGUUCUGCACAAAGUGCUACUAUAACGCACCAGAAGAGCUCUCCACGAUUUUUCUCAUUCUGGGUUAUUCAAACAGCGCUAUGAAUCCUUAUUUGUACGCCUUUCGGAACCAGAAGUAUAAAGAGACAUUCUCUAAGCUUUUCCGAAAGUUAACAAUAGUCAGUCGGUAUCCUUCCUCCUUUCGCCGAAGUCGGACAGACCCGACCAAUUUGUCCGAGACUCCAACACAAUUUCUGACCGGACAAAACAACAUAAAUAGGCAAUAGACCCAGCAUCGAAUAUUAAAUAUUAAUGAAAGUUAAGAUGUGAAAAUCUACUGAUCUAGUUAUUAAAGGCGUGUGUAAAGGCUGUGCGUUGACAGCUUUUAGCAUUCCCACGUGACAUUGAGUGCUUCGUUUGAUUGGUCAGGGACGUAAAUGUGGAAAAUCGACAGCAUAGUCCUCUAGACUUGUCCAAAAUACGACACCAAGGGUUCAUUCAGUGGAAGCAUUAAUGGAUUAAUAAUGAUAUUGCUCACAGCAAGGACCCGUGGUGAUCUACAUCUGGGACGAAGGGGGUUAUUAAAAAAAAGAGUUAAUGUUCUGAUAAUGAUGAUUAUUAUCGUUUUUGAUAAAUUACCUCGACUCCAUGACGUCUUCCAAAACGACGUGGUGACGAGAAAGGCUGGCCUAGUUACCGCAAGACUUCCUCUCUUGAACAUUCAGUGUUAGCGCCAGUUUGAAAACCGGUGAGCGUUCCGUUAGUAUUAGCUUGCCGUUAGUAUCAGCUUCUCUUUGUAGACCGUUAACGUUCUGUUAGUGCGCCGUUAGCGUUCUUUUAGUAAUAGAGUCCCGUUUGUAGACCGCUAGCUGUGAUUGGCCGAAGAAAUAAAAUAGAUCUAUAAAAAAUGCGUGACAUGAACCGGCCACGAAUGGGGGCUUUGUUCUCUUGACAACAUGAGCAACAUCCUUAGUAUACCGCUAGUGUUCCGUUUGUAUAGGCGUCCCGGUUGUAUACCCUUAGCGUUUCGUAAGGGUACCAUUAGCGUCUCUUAUUCCGUUAGCUUCUCGAAGUUUACCGUUAGCGUAUUGUAGUAUACCGUUAGCGUCUCGUAAACAUACCGUUAGCGUCCCGUACAGUACCGAUAGCGUCUCGUUAACAUCUUGUUAGCGUCUCGUAAACAUACCGUUAGCGUCCCGUACAGUACCGCUAGCGUCUCGGUAACAUCUUGUUAGCGUCUCGUAAACAUUCCGUUAGCGUCCCGUACAGUACCGAUAGCGUCUCGUUAGUAUGCCAUUAGCGUGUUGUAGUAUACCGUUAGCGUCCUGUAGUAUACCGUUAGCGUCCUGUAGUAUACCGUUAGCGUCCUGUAGUAUACCGUUAGCGUCCUGUAGUAUACCGUUAGCGUCCUGUAGUAUACCGUUAGCGUCCUGUAGUAUACCGUUAGCGUCCUGUAGUAUACCGUUAGCGUCCUGUAGUAUACCGUUAGCGUCCUGUAGUAUACCGUUAGCGUCUCGUGCAUGUAGCGUUAGCUUACCGUUAGCGACAGGUUAAAGUUUUAGAAGAAAUAAAGUGCAUAGGUUUUUUUG